CUUAUCCUAAUGCUCUAUUUGAAUCUUCAUGGAGGUUAAUGAGUGAAGAUCAUGUUUAUUCUCUUCGUAAACAGCUACACUCAAAAACUUUCCAGCCUUCAGAUGAGAGACUUAAGAAUUGGGUGUUACAUCAACUGGAAACUUUACUGAGAACUUAUGGUUCUUCACUUCAGCAAUUACAUCUCCCAAGACCGACAGAUUCAGAACCUGACGAUGGAUCAAAUCCCCUGAUUAAUGAGCAUCUUAACUUUGAUGAUGAUCAACAAAGGUUACUGGCAAAUACUAUGGUUAGCAAACUGAACACAAAACAGCUAGAGGUUUUCACACUCAUUAUUCUCUCUAUCAACAACAACCUUGGCAGUUCAUUUUUCCUAUAUGGCUAUGGAGGAACAGGCAAGACUUUUCUCUACAAUGCAAUCAUUGCAAAAUUAAAAAGUUUCUCCAAAAUUGCUAUAGUUGUUGCCUCAUCUGGAAUAGCAGCCACACUACUACCAAACGGCACAACUGCUCAUUCAAGGUUCAAGAUUCCCCUUCAUAUAGACCGUACAUCUACAUGUUCCAUAAAGAAAGGUACUCAUUUAGCUGAGCUAAUACGUGCAGCUUCAUUGAUUAUUUGGGACGAAGCACCGAUGACACAUCGAAAUGCAUUUGAGGCUAUAAGCAGAACGUUUUGUGAUUUGAUGGACAUACCACUAUCAGGUCCAAAACACAAGUUGUUUGGAGGAAAAACAGUAAUCUUUGGUGGUGAUUUUAGACAGACUCUGCCAGUAAUUUCAGAUUCAGGAAGGAAACAAACAGUUGAUGGAUCCAUCACGAGGUCAUCGUUGUGGCCCUUUUUUCAGGUGCUCAAACUGUCAAGGAACAUGAGGCUUAAUGAUUCACAAGAUAAUAGAAACCUGGUCGGCUGUGGAAUGAACUUUGGUGAGUGGAUUCUGGCGCUAGGAGAUGGAAGGCUGCCAACAAAAUCUUUUAUGCCAAACACACCUUCAGAUUGGAUUGAGAUACCACAAAUACUUUUGAUAUAUGCUGGAAAAAAUCCAAUCGAGUCAAUCACAAAUGACAUAUAUGACGCAUUUGAGGAACAACACAUGAGCACAGAUUACCUAAGUGGAAGGGCGAUCGUUACUCCUACUAAUGCAGUUGUGACUGAAGUGAAUGACUUCAUGUUGCAAAAAAUUCCUGGACAUUGCCGUUGCUACUACAGUUCAGACUCUAUUCAACUUGAUACAGAGGCACCUCAGCUAUUCGCUGAAACUUACCCAACAGAAUUUUUGAAUUCUCUUCAGUUCAAUGGUGUUCCAGAUCAUGAAAUAAGACUUAAGGUUCACACUCCAAUCAUGUUGCUGAGAAAUUUGAGCCCACCAAACGGCCUAUGCAACGGUACGAGGAUAUUGAUUACGAAAUUGGGGGAAAAUAUCAUUGUAGGAAACAUCAUGGGAGGAUCUUUUGACACAAAAGAGGUUGUUAUACCACGAAUAGUACUCAACGUAGAAGACAAACGCUGGCCCUUUAUACUGAAGAGGAGGCAAUUCCCAGUACGUUUAUGUUAUGGGAUGACAAUAAAUAAGAGCCAAGGCCAAACGCUGGACAAGGUUGGAGUCUAUUUGCCUAAACCAGUAUUCAGUCAUGGACAGCUUUAUGUGGCAGCAUCAAGAGUAAGAUCUGCAGGUGGUUUGAGAUUCUUGAUUGAAAAUGAAGAGGACAUUCCAGCCAAUUACACAAGAAACAUUGUAUAUUCAGAGGCCUUCACAGAUAUUGCACCUGCUUAAUUCUGCAAGCAUCGAAGAAGCUCGAAGUGGUUAUUAUGAACUCUCCCAACUUUUUGAAUUUUACGCCUGGAAAAAAUUGUUCUUCCAGUUCUUGCGUUGUUCUUAACAAGAGACACAUUUUGUGUUUUUUAUUUCGAAACUCAAAGCUAGAAAGCAGUCAUGAGUUUUUGUCAGUUAAUAUCGGUUCGGACUUUCCAGAGAGAAGUUAGAAAGAAAAUUCGAUGAGCCCAACUGAUACAACUUGACAGAACAAUCAGCGCAGGAGCGUAUUGUAGGCUUUUUUGUAAAAAGGCCUGAUUCAACAGUUAGACCCCAUUGCAUAUCAAAGAGAGCCCAAACACGAUGUCAAGGCCCAAACAAUAGAUCCAAAAAGGACUUACCCUAAGUUAACCCUAGCUUACAUAAACUACCGAUAUGUUUUUUUAUGCCUUCUAGAAUCGGCCGCGCAGUCAAGAUACAAGAAACACGGGAAACCAGGGUCUCGAAGAACUGGAAGCUUUCUUCUACCCAACAGAUUUACAGUUGUAUAGUACAACUGAUACGUGAGCUUCCAUGGACCCACACAAAAUGGAAUCUUUGAGGAAUAAGCAUCAAACUACAGAUCGCGAUUGUGUGGUCUCCAACGAACUGAAAGGUAAAUACAUUGAAUCUGGAAAGAAAUCCUAAAAACGCAUCUCGAUUCCUAUGCGAUUUUUUCCAUUUAUUAUUUAUCUAUUCGUCUUUAUUCGCGUUGCAGAUUCCAUUGAUGCAAGCAUGUGCUUUCGGGGACUGCGUUUGGGAACAAACAAUCGAACCGUUAUAGCUAGACAUGUCGUUACAUGGUCUGAGUUCCGAGAAGUGCCUUUAUCCACAUGGAAGAAAAGGACACAUCACAUGCUCUGGCUUGACAAAAAGGUUUGGAUCCAGAUACCCCAACUAUAUUCAUAAAUAUUCGUCAGAGCAUUUGAUUAAGUGUUAAGACAAAAGAAAUUACCAAUAUACAAACCCUAAACAUCAAUUAACCUACUGGCGAAUACUAAAAGAUCAAAAACUCUUGACAACAUAUCUAUCUACCAUUGACUUUACAAAACAAGUUGAUCGAAACUCAGGUUGAAGAAGAAGAGGCAGCUGAGGUUUUUAAGAAAAUCAAGGUUGGCUGCCUGCAUGAACUACAAGAUAUUGUAGCAGGUCCAGCAAGGUCAGUGCAACGCAUUGUCCAUCGAGAGUUCCGCCUGCUCCUCACUUCAUAUCAAAUUAGAAGGCACAUUGAAGAAGGACAUGGACCCCAGCAGUUUCCAGUAGGAUCAUACACAGCAGCCGAUUUUUCCAUUGUGCCUCAAACAUUAGAAGACUUUGUCUGCCAUUCAGGUAAAUAUAUGUCUCUCUAUCCAUGAUUAAGAACACCAUUAAACAAAGCAUAACAAACAUUAAAUCUGCAGAUGUUACAGGAUGUGUUAGAAGACUAACUCAUCCAGAAACAAUUAAAGGAAUGAUUCAGAAAUUCGACCUGGUCAUACAAGAUGUCUAGUAUGCUCUUAAGACUGUACACUUUUUUUUGCUUUGUAAGAAUGUAUAGUUAACGCAUUGCUUUGCAAUCAGUGGGGCAAAGGCUUAUGUUGAAUACAAUGGUCAUGACAUUGAUGAUUUCCAAAUGCAUGCUCCAGCAAUGGAGUCAAAGUUACCAUUGAUUGUGACAAUCAAAUCAGUUAGUAGAGUAACUCCUAGACAUGGCAGUAAAUAUCAGCACGAAUUUCGAUCCACAAAUGCGAGUAAGCUUAUCAUUCAUUCUUAUACAGACAACUGCAAGGAUAUCAUGAACAUGUGAGUUGCUGUAUAUGGGUUUGCCCAAGAUAACUGAUUGGUUCAACCACUAUCGAGUUAGUGAUACUUACACAUUGCUUUUCAACAUGUAGCUUUCUUGCAUGUCGCAAACCAGUUUACUUCUUCGAUGAUGCUACUUGCAAAAAAACUGGCCACCUGCUGAGCAAUCAACUGCCAAAGAAAUC
This is a messenger RNA of Linum trigynum, 3754 nucleotides long. The record is from the annotation of a GenBank genome assembly. NCBI's taxonomy places the organism in Eukaryota, Viridiplantae, Streptophyta, Magnoliopsida, Malpighiales, Linaceae.